GAACUGGCCGGCUUGGCUCGCGGUGGCCAGAAACUGGGAAAGCUGAAGAAGAACUACUUUGAGGCAGUCAAGCUGCUCGUGGAGCUGGCUUCCCUGCAGACAUCUUUCAUCACCCUGGACAGCGUCAUCAAGACCACCAACCGACGUGUGAACGCCAUUGAGUACGUGAUCAUUCCUCGCAUUGACCGCACCCUUCAGUACAUCACAUCCGAGCUCGACGAGAGGGAGAGGGAGGAGUUCUUCAGGCUAAAGAAGGUCCAGGAGAAGAAGAAGGCUCAGAAGGCGCUCCGCGAGGCCGAGUUGGCGAAGCUGCAGCCCAAGACUAUGACGAAGGAGAUGGAGGAGCAUCCGCGUAACAUUCUCCAAGACGACUCUGGCGACGAGGACAUCCUGUUCACCUGAUGAGACCUGUCUCGCAUGGAUGAGGCUGUAAGAAAAACCUGUGCGAAUCCCUCUCUGGUUGCCGAACGUGGUCUCUCUUACUGCAUCCAUGC
This is a messenger RNA of Rhipicephalus sanguineus (brown dog tick), 494 nucleotides long. RefSeq names its product V-type proton ATPase subunit D. Gene Ontology annotation, molecular function: proton-transporting ATPase activity, rotational mechanism. NCBI's taxonomy places the organism in Eukaryota, Metazoa, Arthropoda, Arachnida, Ixodida, Ixodidae. The record is from RefSeq and is a predicted model, not a curated record. Gene Ontology annotation, cellular component: proton-transporting V-type ATPase complex.